This is a messenger RNA of Rubroshorea leprosula, 1025 nucleotides long. The record is from the annotation of a GenBank genome assembly. NCBI's taxonomy places the organism in Eukaryota, Viridiplantae, Streptophyta, Magnoliopsida, Malvales, Dipterocarpaceae.
AAAACCCUAGUCCCUGGACGUAAGGAGAAAACAGGGUGUGGGAGAGAAGAAGAGAAGAAUGAUGGCUAUGUAUCUGAGGCGAGCAAUGGCGCACAGGAGCACGUUGCUGUUUCUUCGAAGCUCAACAAUUCAAUCCCGCAACUUUUCUCACAUUAUCUUCCAUCAAAAUCUCGAAACAUGUCAUAAGCAGAAAUCAUCAGCUUCUCCUGCCUUUGAUUUCCUCAGAGAUUCUCGUCGAGGCUUCGCCAAAGGCAAAAAAUCAAAGGAUGACUCUGGUGGGGGUACAGUUGAGGUUGUCCCAGAUAUUGGACCUAGUGUUAAGGCAAGUUGUUCUUCACAGAUGGAUGCUGCAAUAGUGGCAUUAUCACGGGAAUUGAUGAAACUGAGAACGGGAAGGGCAUCUGUAGGAAUGCUUGACCACAUUAUGGUAGAAACUGGGGGUACGAAGAUGCAAUUGAAUCACUUAGCCGUUGUUUCAGUCAUCGAUUCAAAAACCUUAUCAAUUAAUCCUUAUGAUCCAAAUGCAAUUAAAGAGCUGGAGAAAGCCAUUGUUUCAUCUCCACUGGGGUUAAAUCCUAAGGUGGAUGGAGAUCGAUUAAUUGCAGCUAUUCCACCAUUAACUAAAGAACAUGUACAGGCUAUGUGUAAGGUGGUUUCCAAGUCUUGUGAAGAUGUUAAACAAAGUAUUAGAAGAGCUCGACAGAAGGCAUUGGACACAAUAAAGAAAGCAAGUUUGCCGAAGGAUGAUGCAAAGAGAUUGGAGAAAGAAAUCGAUGAGUUAGCUAAGAAGUUUGUCAAGUCAGCAGAGGACAUGUGCAAGGCAAAGGAGAAAGAGUUCACCGAAGGCUGAGUCAGCUGAUUGAACCUUCACACAUCGAUCUCACUUGAGUUUAAAUUUGUUUUUAACCGAUUAGCUUGUGGUAACAUUCAGUUAGAAUGCGGGUUUUGGUAUGAACAUUAGCCACAUUAGCCUGCUAUUACGGCUAAUUGAAAUUUUCUUAGGUAAAUAAACAUUGCUAGAUUUU